Messenger RNA from Solanum tuberosum (potato), 884 nucleotides. RefSeq names its product cytochrome P450 71A1-like. The coding region runs from base 519 to 851 and encodes 110 amino acids. The transcript is spliced from 2 exons. The record is from RefSeq and is a predicted model, not a curated record. Gene Ontology annotation, molecular function: iron ion binding; heme binding; oxidoreductase activity, acting on paired donors, with incorporation or reduction of molecular oxygen. NCBI's taxonomy places the organism in Eukaryota, Viridiplantae, Streptophyta, Magnoliopsida, Solanales, Solanaceae.
UCUUGGAUACAUCCAUUCUCUAUGGAUCCUACUGGCGUGAGAUGCGCAAACUGUUCGUAAGGGAGAUGCUAAGCAACAGGAACCUUGAGGCCUGUUAUAGCCUUCGGAGACACGAGGUCAGAAAGACAAUCAGAAAUGUGCAUACCAAUAUUGGUUACCCCGUUGACAUUGGUGAAUUGGCCUUUGUAACUGAAAUGAAUGUAGUCGUUAUAUAGUAUAUCUUUGGCAGCAAAUUUGUCGAGGAGAUGGAGAAGCAUAGUAAGGAUGGAACUGAAUUCAGGGAAUUGGUGAUGAAAUAUGGUCAAGUGAUGGGAAAGCCAAACAUAUCAGACUUCUUCCCUAUGCUUGCCAGGUUUGACUUACAAGGAAUACAGAAAGAAAUGGAGGCUCUUUUGAAGUUGUUUGAUAGUAUAUUGGACCCUGCCAUAAGUGAAUGCAUGAAGAUGCUUUCGGACCGAAGAUAGGGUGAAAUCCAGAGGAAUGAGAAGAAACAUCUUAUACAGAUCCUGUUAGAGCUAAUGGAGCAGAAAGACAUUGGUAUAUCACUGGACUUGGUGAAAAUUAAGGCCAUCUUGGUGGACAUUGUGAUUGGUGGGACUGACAUUACAAUCACGACAGUUGAGUGGGUAAUGUCUGAGCUUCUGAAUAAUCCAGAGAUAAUGUCAAAGGUGCAGCAGGAAUUGAAACAUGUUGUAGGGAUGAAUAACAUUGUUGAAGAAUCCCAUUUACCAAAUCUGCAUUAUCUUGAUGCAGUUUUAAAGGAGACGUUACGUUUACACCCUGCAUUACCACUGCUUCUCCCAAAGCGCCCGAGCCAAUGUGCAAUAGUAGGUGGAUACAAAAUACCUUAGGGAACUAAAGUAUUCUUGAGUCACUGUUUCGGU